AUGCGUCCCUCCCUCACCCUCAGCACCGCCCUCGCGGCCACGAUCUACCUCCUCGCCUCACCAAUCUCCGCCUCACCUGUCCAAGCCCGCGCCGCAGCGACCGUCUACGAAUACAUGUCGGCAACCACAGCAUCCAUCACCCCAGCCACCGCGUCAUCCAACGUCCCAUGCUCCAACGCCACCAUCACCGACAAAGCCGACUGUCCCUCCGGCUGCACCGCCGCUCCCAUCGCGGGCGCCCUCGGUGUCGCGACAGACUCCUGGUCGUGUAUUUCGAAGCCAGCGGAGACAUCUUGGACGAGCGUCAAGGCCACGAGUACCUGCUCACCUGGUUCGGCUGUGACAACGUACAGCCUUUAUGGAGGACAGACGGAGCUGGGAUGCAAAGCCACGGCGUCAUGA
Zasmidium cellare ATCC 36951 is the source of this 402-nucleotide messenger RNA. RefSeq lists its product as uncharacterized. The record is from RefSeq and is a predicted model, not a curated record. The coding region runs from base 1 to 402 and encodes 133 amino acids. Lineage: Eukaryota; Fungi; Ascomycota; Dothideomycetes; Mycosphaerellales; Mycosphaerellaceae. The transcript has a single exon.